UGGCUUCUCUCUCCAUAACCCAAUUAGUCUCUCUAUAUACUAUUUGCUUGAGUGGAGAGAAUUUUAUGCAGCAGAAACGCAAAAAGCAAUCUCUUGGUUUUGUUCAUAUAAAAAGAAGAUUUUGUGUUCUUUGAAAGUUUUUCAAGAAAAGGGUUUUUCUGAAUAUUUCAGUAGAAGCAAAAAAAAAAAAAAAGAAAAGAAAGAAGAUUGCAUAUUUAGCAAGAAAGAAACAGAAAGGGGGGGAGAGAGAGAUUGAAGAAAAGGUUUCUUUGAAAUGGUUUUCAUUUUUAUGUGUGAGAUUGCAGAAGAAGAGAAGGUUGAUGAUGGAGGGUGGGAGAAAGAAAGAUAAUUAUUAGUUCACAAGCCAAAAGCAGAAGUAGAAACAAAGAACUGUAUAUAUAUAUAUAUAUAUAUAUAUAUAUUUCUUUGUUCCUAUUUAUAUAUAUACACAUCAAGAAGCAGUCGUCAAGUUUAUUUUGAAUCUGCUUCUGCUGGGGAAUUUGGCAAAUGUCUGCAACUAUAGUAAGUGACCCAAUGGUGGUAACAACAACACCAGAAGCACAACCAACUGGAACAGCAACAACAGCAACAAAUAUGCUAAUCUCAACAGCAGCACAAACAGAAGUUGAAUCUGUCAAAUGUGAAUGUUGUGUUCUAACAGAGGAGUGCACACCAGCUUACAUCGAAAGAGUAAGAGAAAGAUAUCAUGGAAAAUGGAUAUGUGGGUUAUGUGCAGAAGCUGUAAAAGAUGAAAUUGUAAGAUCGACAGAGAGGCUUAUUAGCACAGAAGAAGCUAUGGCUAGACACAUGAGUUUCUGCAAGAAAUUUGUUUCUUCUGGUCCUCCUCCUGACCCAACUGUUCAUUUGAUAUCUGCAAUGAGACAGAUUUUGAGAAAAAGUCUGGAUUCACCAAGAGGGUUAAGAUCAACCCCGACCAGUCCUACCAAUUAUGGAAAAAUUCGAGCUGCUGGGCUUACUAGGUCUGAAAGUUGCUUCCCUACUUUGUCUGGUUGAUGCAUGGACAUAAAAUAGGAUAAUACAUGAAGAUGUGGAUUAUCAAAUAUGGAUAUCAAUCAAUAAGAAUGGAAGGGAGUGUUGGAGAAAAUUACAGUUGAUGUGAUGGAAAUAAGAAAAGAAGGGAAAAGUGCAAAAGAAAAAAACUGGACUUAGGUGCUUCAUGUAGUUAUUUUAGUUGUUAAAUACAGAACUUUGUUUUUUCAGAAUGUGAAAUUCCAUUUUUCCUGAAACUUUAUGUUUCAGAUGUAAUUUGUAUAACUUUCUCUUCUCUUCAAAAUCUCUUGCAUUUUGUUUACAAAAAUUUAUUAGAAGUUA
This is a messenger RNA of Ricinus communis (castor bean), 1332 nucleotides long. RefSeq lists its product as uncharacterized. Lineage: Eukaryota; Viridiplantae; Streptophyta; Magnoliopsida; Malpighiales; Euphorbiaceae. The coding region runs from base 508 to 1014 and encodes 168 amino acids. The transcript has 2 exons. The record is from RefSeq and is a predicted model, not a curated record.